GGAGAGCGAGUUAGUCUAUGCACGACCGCGGCACGGACAGUGUCGAACCGCUGCAAUGUAAACUUCUAACCUUCAAUUCUGUCUAUAACGACAGUUUCUGUUGCGCGUGCAAAUAGUUUCAGUUCUUUCAUCGGUUGAAAAACUUUAGUUUUGUGUUAUUAUCUAUAUUCUGCCUAGCGGAAGUAUGUAACUGGAGAUCCCUUCUGUGGUGACAUUGAUGGAGUUCCGCUUGGACAGCGCGGAGUACUGCCAGGCUCAACACAAAUAAACAGGAAGUGUUUCCGUGAAGGCGAGAGCAGGAGAGCGCCAUCCGCUGGACCCAUGCUGCCGGUAGCGGCGGUGACUAGACGCACCUCGCGCACUGUUCCACAUACCUACCCAUCAUCAGUUACCUUAAAUUCGGAGCUCCGCUGCUGUUGAGCACAGCCAACAAUUCAGUUGCAGAAGUUUUUAAAGGGCCUAUGUUUCCGAGUGAUUUAAUUUAAUUUGUUUCCACAUUCUGAACUUUUGUUUGAUCGCUUUCGGAUGCGUUCGAGUGGUUGAAAACGACAUCAAUGCGGGCAGUUCCCAUUAUAUAAUUGGACCCUUUCAAAACAAAAGCUACGAGACUGUCGUGUGUUGUGUGGAAAUAGAGUGACAGUUUGUCUGUUCGAUUGUGACGGGACCGUUAGGCGGUUGUGAAGUGAAGCUAUACCAGCCGAGUGCGGAAGUGACUGCCCGAGCCGGCUUCGAUCUCGCCCAGCAGAAGAGAAGCAGCGGUGACCAUGAAGCAGAAGGACAUUAGACCGGCGCCUUCCCUCAUCGAGUACAAGGGGAUGCGCUUCCUCAUCACCGACCGCCCAUCGGACGUGUCCAUUCAGGCGUAUCUGCAGGAGUUGAGGAAGCACAACGUGUGCACGGUGGUGCGCGUAUGCGAGCCGAGCUACGACACGGCGCCGCUGAAGGCCGAGAACAUCGAGGUGCGCGACCUCGCCUACGACGACGGGACCUUCCCGCCAGCCAACGUCGUAGACGACUGGUUCGAGAUCCUCAGAGAUAAGGCGGAGAACAAGCCGGAGUCGGCGGUGGCGGUGCACUGCGUGGCGGGGCUGGGCCGCGCGCCCGUCAUGGUCGCCAUCGCGCUCAUCGAGCUCGGCAUGAAGUACGAAGAGGCCGUCGAAACCAUCAGGGAUCAACGUCGAGGCGCCAUCAACGCUAAGCAGCUCUCGUACUUGGAGAAGUACCGACCGAAGUCACGUCUCAAGAAGAAUGGGCACAAGAACAACUGCUGCGUGCAGUAGUGCCGCCGGCGCCCAGACAGCGAAUGUAGCUCUGCUUUCACACACACACUAACACAGGGGAGCAUAGACAACAAAUCAAUUUUUAUUAUUCCUAGUAUGGGAGCAUAGACAAGAAAUCAAUUUUUAUUAUUCCUAGUAUGUCGCUACUUUUUGACGAUCAUAUUUUUUAUUAAGUUUAUCAAUAAUAUUAUAUUCUGGAAGGUUGUAAUUGAAUUCCGUCGACUCGAAACUUCGUUAUUUACACAUUCCCGUUAAGUUUGCUCCAUCCGAACGUGACUUUAAUUAUUGUACUCAGUUCAUCAAAUGUUUGUAAAAAUUUUAAAACCGAAUCCUCCUCUGAACUGACUUUUGUAUUUUAAUGACAUAUUACCCUUGUGUAGUAGUACUGUGUAUCAGUGGAACAUUUAAUAGAAGCGAGCCACGAUUUGUGUUCAUAGUUGAAACAGUUUAUCGGGUAUGUAUAACUUUAAUCAUAAUAAAGAAAGAAAGAAAAAAAUACAAUAUAUCCAUAAUAAAAUACACAGUCAGUUAAUUUGUAGAUUGUUUUAUUUUUAUUUUUCCAGAGUGUGGUGAAAUUAUGAUCUUUUCUCUGUACUGUCCUGUUUUUGUGUACUACUAUUAAAAUGAUUUAAUAUUGUAAUAAUUUUGAGACAUGAUGGACCCGUUGUGUUUCAUAAUUCGAAUUAUAUAGUUGACGAGUUUCGUUAUUGUAAUCAAUUGUGCUUGUUUUAAUUUCACGAAUGUAACGGUUGUUAUGAGUUUUGCAUUAUUAAUAGCGACCGAAUCGCUUUAAAGAACGCGGCUCUUGACUUUAUAUAACUAAUGUGAAUUCUAAUCAAUUUAGAGAAUGUUAACCAGUAUGUUUACGUACAUUUGACUCAAUGAAAAGUUCCAAUUAAUAAAGUAAAAUAGCUUUUUGAUAUUAUUUUUCUAUUUCUCAUUUUAUGAUGAUUGUCAAAGUAUAUAAUAAUGAUCUUGUAACUACGGAACAGUCACAUUCAUGAAUAAAAAUAUUUAUAAGCAA
This is a messenger RNA of Bombyx mandarina (wild silkworm), 2304 nucleotides long. It is a transcript of the gene PRL-1, whose product is annotated as protein-tyrosine phosphatase 4A family member PRL-1. NCBI's taxonomy places the organism in Eukaryota, Metazoa, Arthropoda, Insecta, Lepidoptera, Bombycidae. The record is from RefSeq and is a predicted model, not a curated record. Gene Ontology annotation, biological process: protein dephosphorylation.